Messenger RNA from Astyanax mexicanus (Mexican tetra), 2600 nucleotides. RefSeq names its product abhydrolase domain containing 4, N-acyl phospholipase B (gene abhd4). The coding region runs from base 189 to 1268 and encodes 359 amino acids. Gene Ontology annotation, cellular component: lipid droplet. Gene Ontology annotation, molecular function: phosphatidylcholine lysophospholipase A1 activity. The record is from RefSeq and is a predicted model, not a curated record. The transcript is spliced from 8 exons. NCBI's taxonomy places the organism in Eukaryota, Metazoa, Chordata, Actinopteri, Characiformes, Acestrorhamphidae.
UGUAGUGUACACAAUGUUACAAAACAACCACCUCUCCUCUCUGAACUCACUGUAACCACUACGUAACAUUUCCUCUCUGUUCUCAGCUCUGUUUUAACAAAGGUGAAUUCCAGUAGCUAUUUUCCCUCAUUCAGCUGCUUAUUGAGAGGCUAUGCUCUGUACUAACCUGUGCUCUCAGCGUGGCCAGAAUGCAGGACGAGACUGAGCUGGAGCCGAACUCCGGAACCUGGUCCUGGUGGCCGUCUUGGCGACCGACAUCUAUGUCUCUGUUGAAGACCGCUGAGGCCAAGAUUCUCGCCUGUAUUAAGAAUGAAGUGUGGUCUCGAUUUGUGACGCUGCCAAAUCAGAACAGAAUAUGGACCCUGACAGUAACCAAUAAGACUGCACAAAAAACUUCAGACCAAGCUUCUCAGACCCCUCUUGUGAUGGUUCAUGGGUUUGGAGGAGGAGUCGGGCUUUGGAUCAGGAACCUGGAUGCUCUGAGUCGCCGGAGGCCCGUUUACGCCUUCGAUCUGCUGGGUUUCGGCCGCAGCUCGCGUCCCUCCUUCCCUGCCGACGCUUCGCUGGCUGAGGAGCAGUUCAUUAGCUCUAUAGAGCAGUGGAGGCAGAGCCUGGGCCUGGAGCGCAUGAUCCUAUUGGGCCACAGUCUUGGAGGAUACCUGGCAACGUCGUAUUCUAUUCAGUACCCUGAAAGAGUCAGUCACCUCAUCCUGGUGGAUCCCUGGGGCUUCCCAGAGAGACCCCAGCCUCAGCCUGAAGAGUCUUCUAGUCAGGAUUUGGAGGUGAAGAGGCCUGGACCGCCUCGCUGGGUGAAAGCUCUGCUACCUGUCGUCUCGCUCUUCAAUCCACUGGCCAUCAUUAGAGCAGCAGGACCGUGGGGUCCAGGGCUGGUGAAUCGAUUCCGGCCUGAUUUCAAAAGAAAGUUCGAGGACCUUUUUGAUGACAACACGAUGACCGAGUAUCUGUACCACUGUAAUGCCCAAACACCCAGUGGUGAGGUGGGAUUCAAGGCCUUGACCGGGUAUAUGGCCUGGGCGAAGAGACCCAUGUUACAGCGGGUCAACCUGCUGCCCCCUUCCCUGCCCGUCACCCUGCUGUACGGAGCAAGCUCCUGGAUGGACAGCUCCUCCGGCAAACUCAUGGCCCAGAUCAGAGGCCAGGACUCCACCAGAGUAGUGUUGAUUGAUGACGCCUCCCAUCAUGUAUAUGCAGACCAGCCUGAGGAAUUUAACCGUGUGGUGGAGAACAUCUGUAAUACUGUGGACUGAAAGUGUAAUGUUACACAAUCGUGUGUGUGUGUGUGAAUGUGUGUGAAUCCGCCAGAACUUGUAUGAGCUUAGGUCUCUAUUUAAGUUAUAUUUUGCAACAUAUUAAAUAUUUGCCACGAGGCAAAGCUGGGCCUUGACCUUCACUUACUGACAACAUUUCACAUCUUAAAUUUUAUUGUGGCCAGUUUAACCACAUUUACACCUGCUCACUUCAUGUCUCUUGAGUAUCAGGAUUAAAACUGGAUUAGGCUAAACCACAUACAAGUGUGAACACACCCAAUACACAUUUAAAACAGAUAACUCAAACCACUUUAGGAGAUGGUCUGAGACGAACUUGAAACAUAUACGAAUCUGAUCACUCAAACCACUUCAGGAAGUGGUCUGAGACGUGUUUAAAACAGAUACAAAUUAGAUCACACCACUUCAGGAGGUGGUCUAAAACACAUUUGAAAUUGAUACAGAUCUGAUCACUCAAACCAUUUCAGGAGGUGGUCUGAGACGUGUUUAAAACAGACUUUAGGAGAUGGUCUGAGACAUGUUAAAAACAGAUACAAAUCCCAUUAUUCAAAUCACUUCAGGAGGUGGUCUGAGACACAUUUAAACCAGAUACAAAUCCUAUUAUUUAAACUACUUCAGGAGGUGGUCUGAGACUAUUUUAAACAGAUAUAAAUCCAAUCACUAAAAUCACUUCUGAUCACUAAACUAUUUCAGGAGGUGGUCGGAGACGCAUUUAAAACAGAUAUCCCUUUACUCAAACCAGAUUUUUUAGCAGUGUAAACAAUCUGUUUUUCUACAACACAUUCGUUAUAUAAAUCCCCCCCAGUACAACUAAAACCCAAGGAAUAAUAGCCAAACAUCAAGUAAAUUAGCAUAUUCCAUCCCACACAGCAAUCAGGAUCCAAUCCAGAUACUAAACACAAUCAAGUGAACAGGUGUAAACAGAGCCUUUACUUUUAGUGAACUGUACUAAAUAUCACACUUCACCCUUUAACUCACUGUCUGCAAGCGCUUACCAGCAUUAUCCUGCUCUGUAAUGUAUUUCCUUAUUGAUUGUUUUGUGUCAUGUUUACAUUAUUAUCAGUUAUUGCAUAAAAAAAAAUACCAGAGAAGGCCACUAAAUAUUUUAUAUUUCAGAUGUGGAUUAAUUUAUCUUUCAACAAAAUAUAAAGAUUAUAUAUAUAAAGAUUAUAAGACUAUAAAUGUUGGUUCUGAAGUCUGCAGAGAAAUGCAUGCUACCAGUUCAGCCUUUGACCUUUUUCCCCUCAAAUGUUUUAGUUAUGAAUGUAUUUUAUAAUAUAAAUAUACAAUAAAUACAGAUUUCUAUGUUUUAAA